AUGUCGUGGCUCUGGAAGGGAGAUGCAAACUCUCCAGCCUCGUUCGAGAAGGCGCUUUCGAAACUUGCAUCCCAGAUCUCCGCCGCCAACGUCGCGCUCGACACCAGUCGGAGUCGCGGCCGGCGAGUCAAAGCCCUCUGGACGCUCUACACCACGCUCACGUAUCUCCUAUACACCCUUAUUGUGGUCCUUGUCCUGGGGCCCCAGAACUGGACCCUGUAUCACUAUGCCGGUCUCGGCGGCGCGCCGGUCCUCAUCUAUGGGGUCCGAAGGCUCAUCACCGCGUUCUUCGACUGGAGGGCCGGCCGUCAACAAGCAUAUUUAGAACACCUACAGAAGCAAAGAGAGCAGAAGAUUGCCGAUCUCAAAAAGGCGACGAAGUACGAUAGCACGGAGGAGCUGCUGCGGAAAUAUGGCGGCGCUCCACCCAGCAAGACACCAUCGAGACAGCCACAACAGGGCACGAAGCGGAAGGUCAAUACACCCUCUGACCCGCCGCCUCAGCAAAGGACUGGAAUUGCCCCUCCUCCGACAGCCAAUAUUCCGGGCAGGAAUGUUCCAACUCCACCUCCCCAGAAACCUAACGUAGAGACCACCCGACCUUCUUCGUCUCCAACCCAUAGCAAAUCUCCCGUUAUGGUAGACGCGAUGGCAACCAGUCCCACACAUAUCACUCCCGACUCGCCGGGAUUUGCGCCAAAUGCAUUUUCCGACAUCUUACCUCAGACAAGCACAACCUAUCAACACACGCCUCAUUGGUACGAUCGGAUCCUCGACGUACUGCUUGGUGAGGAUGAGACCGCGGCCAAGAAUAGGUUGGUCUUGCUAUGUUCUAGAUGUCGCUUGGUCAAUGGCCAAGCGCCUCCUGGGAUCAGGACGCCAGAAGAACUAGGCCGCUGGAGAUGCAGUGGUUGCGGUGCCUGGAACGGGGUGGAGAACGAAGGGAUGAAAGUGGUCAAGGAAAUUACCGGAGCCUCGAAAGCGGACACAGGCGAAGGCUGGGAGAAAAUCCCUAGGGCUUCUGAGAUUCAGGAGGAGCCUACCGAAGAGGUGCAUUCAGGCGUAGAAGGAACCACGGGACUCGAGGGAGUGGAUGAGACGGGGAUCAGCAAGCGAGUCACUCGCAGCACGGGUCAGAAAAGCUCUUUUGAGUCACUCGAAUGA
This is a messenger RNA of Cladophialophora carrionii CBS 160.54, 1164 nucleotides long. RefSeq lists its product as uncharacterized. The coding region runs from base 1 to 1164 and encodes 387 amino acids. Gene Ontology annotation, biological process: endoplasmic reticulum tubular network organization. Lineage: Eukaryota; Fungi; Ascomycota; Eurotiomycetes; Chaetothyriales; Herpotrichiellaceae. The record is from RefSeq and is a predicted model, not a curated record. The transcript has 2 exons. Gene Ontology annotation, cellular component: endoplasmic reticulum tubular network.